AUGGCAUUGAAACCAUUUACAUACCCGCUGCCUGAAACGAGGUUUCUUCAUGCAGGCAGGCUUGUGUACAAAUUUAAAAUCCGUUAUGGCAACUUCCACAGUGCUCCUGAUCUCAACAACACUGAAAGUGCUGUCAAGGAGUUAGAGGAAGCGAUUCGAGUAAUCCUUGGAAAUCUUGAUAAUUUGUGCCCAUUUUCUACUGACCACUUCACUAUCUUUCCCUAUUUAAGUAAGUGGGAGAGAGUAUCAAAGAUGAGAUUCAAACAUAAGAAUGUCCAUCUUGUGCCGUAUCCCUACAUUUGCACGAUGUAUUUAGAGCUCAACUCAUUUCAACAAAACUUAUCUUGUGGAGGGGUGUACAGCUUCUCAGAGCCAACAGAGUCCAUGAUCACCCUCCUAUGGACAUGA
Molecule: messenger RNA, 408 nt
Organism: Chaetura pelagica (chimney swift)
Lineage: Eukaryota; Metazoa; Chordata; Aves; Apodiformes; Apodidae
Gene: MAJIN
Product: chromosome unknown open reading frame, human C11orf85
Exons: 5
Coding region: 1-408 (135 amino acids)
Biological process (GO): homologous chromosome pairing at meiosis; meiotic attachment of telomere to nuclear envelope
Cellular component (GO): nuclear inner membrane
Molecular function (GO): DNA binding
Source: RefSeq, a predicted model, not a curated record